Messenger RNA from Erigeron canadensis, 1592 nucleotides. RefSeq lists its product as uncharacterized. Bases 47 to 1435 code for a protein of 462 amino acids. Lineage: Eukaryota; Viridiplantae; Streptophyta; Magnoliopsida; Asterales; Asteraceae. The record is from RefSeq and is a predicted model, not a curated record. The transcript is spliced from 5 exons.
GGAAAAAAGAAAAGAAAAAAAGAAAAAAAAAAAGGGAGAGAGAGCUAUGGUCUCGAGUAUCUGUCUCUCCAUAUUAUCUUCUACUUCUUCUUCAACAUCAAUUAGCAAUUCCACUUGCUGUUAUUUUAGGCCCAAAAUUAACAACAUCACUAAUAAUAAUAGUAACAAUUUUAUAAAAUUCAGAAGAAAAAAAAGAAGAGGAAUAAUUAGAAUAAUAAAACAACAAUGGUUGGAAGAAGAUGAUAAAGGAGUAUCCCCUGAACGAUUUCUCGAAAACAAUUCGAUUGCGGAUUACAUGAGGUUUAAAAACGGUGGAGAUUCGCCUCCUCAGUUACAAACUGCACUUGUUACUUAUCGCAAGAAAUUCCCUUGGUCUAUUCUUAACCCUUUUCUUCAGGUUGAUUUGGUUUCUACUAUCCACAUUGCAGACAAACAGUACUUUGAAACCUUACAGAAGGAACUUCAGUCAUAUGAUUGUGUGCUAUAUGAGAUGGUGGCUAGCAGGGAAAGUUUAGAAAAUCGAAGAAACCCUUCAGCAACUAGAAAGCUUACAAAUUCACGCUCUCGGGGUUUUAAUAUUAUAGGGUUUAUUCAACGACAAAUGGCUAGAGUACUCAUGCUUGAUUUCCAACUAGAUUGUCUUGACUACGAUCCUGAUAAUUGGUACCACGCCGAUCUCGACUUUGAAACCUUCAAGCUACUUCAGAUGGAAAAAGGUGAGAGCCUUUUUACAUUUGCGAGAGAUAUGACUCUCAAAUCAACGAAAGCAUUGGUACAAGCCACUUCAAUCCCCGAAGAACUUGGUCCAUGGAGAUCCAAACUAUUAUGGGCCUCCCGUGUGCUACCUAUGCCUCUUGUUGGCCUUUUUUUCAUUAGCAGUCUUUGUGCUGAUGUGGGUGAUGAGCCAACUGAUAAUCCAGAACUAGAGGCAUUAUCUAGGCUUGAUUUUGGUGCUGCAAUGAAGGUCUUUUUGGCAAAAAGAUUAACAUCAGAUUUUACAAUGGUAACGACAGAUGUAGAGGAGAAAUCAGUCAUCAUUGGUGAGCGAAACAGGGCUGCAACAGAAGCACUCGAAAGAGCAAUCAACAAUGGCCAGAAGAAGAUCGCGAUACUAUAUGGUGGUGGGCACAUGCCGGAUUUAGGAAGGAGGUUAAAAGACGAAUUUGACCUUGUUCCUUCUCGGGUUCAAUGGGUAACUGCUUGGUCAAUCAAGAACCGAAAUCUUACAAGCAAUUCUUUACCUUUCUUGAAGAAACUAGCAGAAGUUUCAGGCUGGCCAUUAAACCGGUAUCAAACUUUGGCCUUGCUUAUAUUUUCAUCUGUUCUGGCAUUGGAUCUGUGGUUCUGGGAACUCUUUUUUGGGUCAACAGUCAAUUUUAUUACACAAGUAGCAUCUGAUGCAGUUCAGUUUGUUGAUAAUUCUAACCUAAGCUAAUGAACGAUGCUGUCACAUACAGAUAUAGGUCAAAGAUUUUUAUCAUGUUAUGUGAUAAUAGUAAUUGUUCAUAUUUGUAAUUCUUGUAAAUUUACAUCCUUAACUUUUGUAAGGCAUCUAUGAUCGUAAUUUGGUUCCAUGGGGUUAUUAAACGGUA